This is a messenger RNA of Exophiala dermatitidis NIH/UT8656, 2284 nucleotides long. RefSeq lists its product as uncharacterized. The record is from RefSeq and is a predicted model, not a curated record. The coding region runs from base 720 to 1955 and encodes 411 amino acids. The transcript has a single exon. NCBI's taxonomy places the organism in Eukaryota, Fungi, Ascomycota, Eurotiomycetes, Chaetothyriales, Herpotrichiellaceae.
UCUCAAUUCAUCUAUUGCUUUACAAACUUGAAGGAAGCUCGAAAUUGCUCCGGCCGACUCGCUUUGCACGUUGUCUCGAAAAUGGUCAAGUCACAAGCAAAUCACGACUGCUCUCUGACCACUCGGCCAAUGCGCUCUGACAGCGCCAAAAUCCCUGUUUGAUCGACAAGUGGUGUAAAUGAACAGUGCCAGUCGUCUCCUUCGGGGGAAUGUUUUGAACGCACUGCCGCCCCUUUGCUUACACUACAAACGAAUAUAACUUAACAAAGUCACUCCGCUCCCAUGUUUUGAUGCAUUUCCCUAGUGCUCGGGUCCGUGCCUCCGGCGAAGCUGACUGUUGCAUGAGAUAGAGCAGUACCUGACCAGCUCACAAUAUCACAACCACUUCCGGAGUGCAGGGGCCGCCUGUCAAACGCUCCAACACGCCUUCCGUCCCCAUAUUGAUGUAUACUGAAGUUGAAGCUGUCAGACAUGUGUUGUUCGGAUGCUCAUCAGUUGAUGCAUGCAACAGCCAUCCUCUUAAUGUUGCCCUGACUAUCUUGUUUACCCAGGUCUUGCCGUCACGUCUUCUGGCCUUAUAACUUCAUCCUGUAUUGAUUGUGUUCUAUGGCGGAUGCUUCAUUCCCUCACCUACUUCUGUUUACGGCGAUUCCCAUAGUCCACCGGAAUCCUGGAGGGUACAGGUAGAUUCCGGAGACAUUCGGGAUACUCUUCUCACAAUGUCGCACCCACUUCCAGCAUACCAAACACCAGUAUCCAAGCCUCCUCAGCGUACUGGCAUAGUGCUCCCCAAUGCUGCAGAAAGAGGCAGCAGCAGUCUUUGUCACGAAUUCUGUGACACUGUUCGUCGGCUAUUGCAGCAUCUCAUAUUCAUCCUCCUCCUCUCCCUGAGGCUAUACAUGCUUCCACUGUUAUACAUACUCAACAAACUCGAAGCGGGCCGUGGUCUAUGGUACUCAACAGCCUGGCAAUUUGUGCGACUCCCAGGGGCCGCUCUGGCUCAAUGCACCCGCUGUUGCCGGAGAGCAGAGGAUAUGUUCUCUGUACAUACUUGGCCUGACGUCUGGGACGGCAUCGCUGCCCCACUGAAGAUAUUCAAGGCACUUUAUUCUCUUGGAAAAAUUCUUGAACAAAACCCCAGCGAUCGACCAUCCAGACCGACGGCAGUAGCCGAUACGCCCGACAGUGCGAUAGAUCUCCAAAGCCAGCAAGGACAGGAGUCAACGGUUUUCGACGCCGGUCUAGGAGAAUCUCAGUGUGAAGGAUCGGCAAAUGCGUCGCAAAUAUACCAUGCAGCCCUCCUCAAUGGGAGUACUUUAGAUGACAUCCUUGCCGCACUUGAGAAGAAUAAAGCGACACGCCAAGUACAGGCCCAGCAUAUCACGACACAUCCAGGCGAAGGCGAUAACCUUGAAUCCCGUACGGACGACCGGGAAAUGCUACGAGAGCAAGUGGAAGCACGACAUUAUCGCGCUUCUAGUAUUCAGAAAACACCUGAAAGGAUGUUAGUGCCAAAGGAUGGAUCCGAGAGGUCACCCUGCUCCGUACGAGAAGAGUUCAACACGGGAUCACGACAAGAGCUGCAGACACCAGAGAACGAGGCACCCGCGGCCCAAAAGGUGGUUGCAGCAGGACUCGAAAACAGCAGCCUCGCCAGCUGGACUAAAUCACUCCCUGUAGUAUCACAAUCCGGGGUGCAAGUCCUGCAAAGACAGAAUCAGAGAAAGCGUGUUAGCUCUGUUGCGACUAAGCGAUGCCCAACGUUUAUGCGAAGGCAGAAUCAAGGUGACCUUCCGGCAAGAUCCACCAGUACGGACAAGGGUUCCUUGGCCCCUUUGCACGGAAGAACGGCAAAGUCAAGCCCAGCGCUCAGUCUGACCUCACCGACGAAGCGUUCUAAGCUCCAACGGAAGGUCAUGGUUUACCAAGACCAGCAACAUAUGAUGGACCCGUAAUGACGAGAAGGAGCUCCGGUCCAUUGUACGAGUUGAGUGGUGGCUUCUGGACCUGAUAUGCAAAUUGAGUGUUUAAUACCUACGAAGCCUACCGCUUUGUAAUUAGGUGGACUACCACAGUGGAACCCGGGCGAUUCCCCUGAAGCCUCUCACGCGGAUCCUGGACGGAGGUGCUGUAUGAUGGUGUUCGUGGCGUAUUUAUCGUGACUGAUGGUAAAGGGCUUUAUUAGUAAUGAAUCGCAUGUGCAGACCUGCCUCUUGCACAGAACCUCAACUGUGCGUAGAUGCAACAGUCCCUAUAGCUCCAUGAAGACUUAUCUGGUACUCGA